CAGCGAGAGGGGCCGAGACGCUAACGAGGCAGCGGCGGAGGCUGAGCAGCAGGGUCAGGUCAGCGGACCAGGGACCUGGGCGAGUGGCAGCAGCGGCGGCGGCGGCGGCGGCGGCGGCCCGGGGGAAAAGAAUAUUCCUGUGAUAGACUAAACUUUGGUAUUGUGCAAACAGUGUUGGAUUUAGAACGUUUAAGUUCUAACCUUGGUUCUUCCACCGAGCAGUCUUCUCUGUGGACAGAUCACCUGCCUUCUCAGAAUCUGUUUAGUUGUGUGCAAAGUGGAGUACCUACCUCAAGAUUGUUCUGAGAGAAAUAGAUCCCAAAGGAAGACUUCCAUUUGGUAAUUCAAUCAUUGCAAGUGAAAUUAAGAAAUAAUGGAUGUAGAAAAUGAGCAGAUACUGAAUGUACACUCUACAGAUCCUGAUAACUUAAGUGACUCUCUCUUUUCUGGUGAUGAAGAAAAUGCUGGGACUGAGGAUAUAAAGAAUGAGAUAAAUGGAAAUUGGAUUUCAGCAUCCUCCAUUCAUGAAGCUAGAAUUAAUGCUAAGGCAAAAAGGCGACUACGGAAAAACUCUUCCCGGGACUCUGGCAGAGGCGAUUCAGUCAGUGAUAAUGGAAGUGAAGCCAUUAGAAGUGGAGUAACUGUACCAACUAGUCCAAAGGGAAGGUUGCUAGAUAGGCGAUCCAGAUCUGGGAAAGGACGGGGACUACCAAAGAAAGGUGGUGCAGGAGGCAAAGGUGUUUGGGGCACACCUGGGCAGGUAUAUGAUGUGGAGGAGGUGGAUGUGAAAGAUCCUAACUAUGAUGAUGACCAGGAGAACUGUGUUUAUGAAACUGUAGUUUUGCCUUUGGAUGAAGCAGCAUUUGAGAAGACUUUAACACCAAUUAUACAGGAAUAUUUUGAGCAUGGAGAUACUAAUGAAGUUGCAGAACUGCUGAGAGAUUUAAAUCUUGGUGAAAUGAAAAGUGGAGUACCAGUGUUGGCAGUGUCCUUGGCAUUGGAGGGAAAGGCUAGUCAUAGAGAAAUGACAUCCAAGCUUCUUUCUGACCUUUGUGGAACAGUAAUGAGCACAAAUGAUGUAGAAAAAUCAUUUGAUAAAUUGUUGAAAGAUCUACCUGAAUUAGCAUUGGAUACUCCCAGAGCACCACAGUUGGUGGGCCAGUUUAUUGCUAGAGCUGUUGGAGAUGGAAUUUUAUGUAAUACCUAUAUUGAUAGUUACAAAGGAACUGUAGAUUGUGUACAGGCUAGAGCUGCUCUGAACAAGGCUACUGUGCUCCUGAGUAUGUCUAAAAGUGGAAAGCGCAAAGAUAGUGUAUGGGGCUCUGGAGGUGGGCAGAAGCCUGUUAAUCACCUUGUUAAAGAGAUUGAUAUGCUGCUGAAAGAGUAUUUACUCUCUGGAGACAUAGCUGAAGCUGAACAUUGCCUUAAGGAACUGGAAGUACCUCAUUUUCACCAUGAACUUGUAUAUGAAGCCAUUGUAAUGGUUUUGGAGUCAACUGGAGAAAGUACAUUUAAGAUGAUUUUGGAUUUAUUAAAAUCCCUUUGGAAAUCUUCUACCAUUACUGUAGACCAAAUGAAAAGAGGUUAUGAGAGAAUUUAUAAUGAAAUUCCGGACAUUAAUCUGGAUGUCCCAUAUUCUUACUCUGUGCUUGAGCGAUUUGUAGAAGAAUGUUUUCAGGCUGGAAUAAUUUCCAAACAACUCAGAGAUCUUUGUCCUUCAAGGGGCAGAAAACGUUUUGUAAGUGAAGGAGAUGGAGGUCGUCUUAAACCAGAGAGCUACUGAAUAUAAGAACUCUUGCAGUCUUAGAUGUUAUAAAAAUACAUAUAUAUCUGAAUUGUAAGAGUUGUUAGCACAGUCUUUUUUUUUUUUUUUUAAGCACUUGGGUACAAGGCAUUUCUGAAAUUUUAUAGACUUUAAGGGGAAUUUUUAAAGGAAGUGUUUUUCUUUUUUCUUUCUUUCUUUCUAAAUUUCUAUUUUCUUUGUUUUGAUGGUAUAAAGGAGGGACAGAAAAGUAACCACUUCUUAAGUGGAAUAUUCUCAUAAGCUACCUUUUUUAAGUGCCAUGUUUAUGACCUAAUCAUUCCAAGUUUUGCAUUGAUGUCAGACUGCUACUCCUUUCUUUCAAGGACAGUGUUUUUGUAGUAAAAUCACUGGUUUAUACAAAGCUUUAUUUAGGGGGUAAAGUUAAGCUGCUAAAACCCCAUGUUGGCUGCUGCUGUUGAAAUACUGUGCUUUGGGAUUUAAAAAAAAGUUAUUUGUCUCAAAGAAUUUUAAGAAAAUGAGUUAGUCGUGAGAUUUAUUCAUCUUUCCAGGGAACCUAAUGAUUGGUCUUAAAAGACUAGACAGUUAAGUAAAUGGUGGCUGGAACAUCUUAUUUUUCUACAAAACUGGAAAAGUGAACCUGGUUCUAGAAGAAUGUAUGACACAAUAAAACAUAUGAAGCAGUGUUGAUUCUUCAUU
Pteronotus mesoamericanus is the source of this 2461-nucleotide messenger RNA. RefSeq names its product programmed cell death 4 (gene PDCD4). NCBI's taxonomy places the organism in Eukaryota, Metazoa, Chordata, Mammalia, Chiroptera, Mormoopidae. The transcript has 13 exons. Gene Ontology annotation, biological process: negative regulation of DNA-templated transcription. The record is from RefSeq and is a predicted model, not a curated record. Gene Ontology annotation, cellular component: nucleus; cytosol. Bases 374 to 1783 code for a protein of 469 amino acids.